AUGGAUAAUAGGCUAUGCGAUGAACUCUUGCAAGAAAUCUUCUUAAAACUUCCAUCUUCCUCCUCCUCCUCCUCUUCAAUCUCCCUUGUUUCAAAGCGAUGGCUUCAUCUGUACCGUUCAUCCAAACCCACCCUUUCCCUUCGUUUCAACAACCCUCAUCAUCACUUGUUCUCCUUCAUCUCUCUCCUCAAUCAACACCCUUCUCUCUCUUCUCUCUCUCUCUUCCUUCUUACAACAUCAUCAACAACAACAUCGCUUUUUCUCUCUGCUAUUUCCUCUUGUUCUUCCUCCUCCAGACUUGUCUCUCUCACUUUCCUACCUACUCUUGUUCCUCUCUCUUCCAUCGUUUCUCUCUCAAACUCUUGUACCCGAUUGAUGUCCCUUUCUAUUACUCUUUCAAGACCUGUUUUUCUCAAUUGGGUUUUGUUCUUUCCUUGCUUAAAACAUCUCUCAAUUGUUUUAUCUGAUGAUGGCUGUUGUUCUGAGGUUUUUGAAAGUAAAGAUUAUGAUAAGGAACUCAGUUUGGAAACUGUUUGUUUUGAGGGUAUCCGUAGAGAUGAUCUGGGAAUUGCCUGGCUAUGGAAGAGAUGCAAAAGCCUUAAGAAUUUGAAGCUUCUAAGUUGCCAAGGAAUUGGUAGUUCUUACUCAUCUUUUGUUCACUGUUUGCAGGGUAUUCAACAAAUUGAGCUUAAAACUUGUAGGACUGUGGUUGAUGGACUUCUCUUGGAAAUCGCACAACAUUGCAGCUCAUUGGAAUCACUUUCGCUUCAUGAUGGUGCUAGCAGACAGGCUUUGCUACAUUUCUUUUCUAGUUGCACCUCUAAUUAUUUGCGUAAACUUGAUUUUCGUUUGCCUAUGGACCUUCAAAACAAUCAUCUUUUCGUUAUGGCUAUCAACUUCAGAGGCCUUUCGUGUCUUAGGCUUCAAAGUUGUUGUCUUGUAACUGGUGAAGGGAUUAAGGCUCUUGCUAUGGCAGUGAGUAAUGGUCUUGAAGAAUUGGCACUCAUAAAUUGUCAUGUGGUUGAAAGGGAGAAAGGCUUGCUUGCAACUUUGGGUCAACAUUUGAGACAAUUGAGGAAACUAGAUUUGUCUCAUAAUGAAAUGUUGUUUGAUAAGGAAUUCAUUUCGAUGUUGGUUUCUUGCAUUCAUUUGGUUGAUUUGAAGGUGAGAGGCUGUAAACGACUCACCAAUGUGGCUAUACUUUCUAUGCUUAGGAGCUGCAAGAGACUUCAAAAUGUUGACAUUAUGCACUGUUUGGGGAUACAAACUGAUGCUAUUGAACUAUUGGUCAGGAAUGCUUCAAGUUUGACAAGAUUGGAGGUUGAGGGAAGUAAGCUCUCUGAUGCUGCAAAAAUCUGGGCGUCUGAUAAAUUUAUUGAAAUUGUUUAA
Lathyrus sativus (Indian pea) is the source of this 1389-nucleotide messenger RNA. The record is from the annotation of a GenBank genome assembly. NCBI's taxonomy places the organism in Eukaryota, Viridiplantae, Streptophyta, Magnoliopsida, Fabales, Fabaceae.